Messenger RNA from Ambispora gerdemannii, 244 nucleotides. The record is from the annotation of a GenBank genome assembly. NCBI's taxonomy places the organism in Eukaryota, Fungi, Glomeromycota, Glomeromycetes, Archaeosporales, Ambisporaceae.
AAUUUCUCAGAUCAGAUCAGAUAUUGUAAUAUGGAAAGAAAAAUCAAAUGCAUAUCAAAUCAAUGAACCAGAUUUUGACACCCUUCUCACAGCCAAUAAAACCUCUAUACAAAUUCCUCCAGAUCAAAUAAAUCAUUGGAAAGAAUGCAUAAAUGCACUCAAAAAAGAACAAAAUAUUAGAAUAUUUACUGACAGAUCAAUAAAACAUUCUGGAACAGAUCAAAUUAAAGGUGGAGCAGCAUGA